CUGUGGAGGCAGCCCUGAAAACUCUACAAGAAAAGAUCUGCCGUCUGGAGUUGGAGAAGUCACAAGCUGAAGAUAACCUGUGCAGCCUCUCCGUAGCAGCUGCUCAGUAUAAGAAGGCCUUAGAGCAUGAUUCCUACAAAAAGGACAUAGCACAGCAAGAGCUGAUGCAACAGAGGAAAGAUGUAAGUGUGCAGUUAAACGAAGCACGAUCCCGCUGCUCCCUGCUGGAGAAACAGCUGGAUUACAUGAGGAAAAUGGUUUCCAGUGCGGAACUGGAAAAGAAAAUGGUUUUAGAACAACAGGCCCAGCUUCAGAAGGAGGAAGAUCAGAACCAGUUAGAACUGCAUGCAAAACUUGACAAGCUUGAAAUGCUAGAAAAAGAAUGUCUUAAACUUACUGCUACUCAGAGAAUUGCAGAAGACAGGAUCAAACAAUUGGAAGAAAAGCUUCGUAAAAAAGAGCAUCAGCUUAAGUUAAUACAAGACACAACUGCUCAGCUUCAAGCAGGAUUUGAGAUAAACAGAAUUUUUAUGUCUUCAGUAACAUCUCAAAAUGAACCUAAAAAGGAAAAUGGGAGGAAGAUAAAAACCAAGAAGAGAAAUCCUACAAUGAAGAAAACGCACUUUUCACAAUUACAUGUAAAGGCUGGUGAACUACCUUUUGUGGCUGGGAAGCAUCGCAAUCCACGUAUCUCAUCACGAAGCCAAGGAGGAGCUACAUCUGGGAUUUCAAGAUGCAGUGCACCUUCAAAAUCUAUGUCCUCUUGUUCCACAUCACCUACUGCCACUAGAAGUCUUUUGGACCUACUGUUGGCCAUACGAGAUGAGCUGGGCCAAAUGAGCUUUGGGCAUCAAGAACUUCUGAAGCAGAUAUGGCAGACUCAAGACUCCAAAGUUCGUGAAGACCUAGAACGGGAGCUGGAUUGCCUUGUAAAACAAAUGGAGAUUAAAGGAGAACAAAUAUCCAAGCUGAAAAAACAUCAGGCUACUGUGCAGAAAUUAAAGAGAAGAACUCAGAAAUCGAAGCAAGGGGCAGCUCAUGUCAGACUGAAGUGUGGUGACCAAAAGGAAGCAAAGGAGAUUGCAGUCCCUGUAAGGGAAAGUAUGUCUAAAUCUUGUCCUGGGCAGAAAAGCAGAAGCUCUCUUCAGCUGCUAAAAAAUGUACAGAAACUUCAGUCGACACUGAAAAAAGAUCGUAUCAUGUAG
Molecule: messenger RNA, 1205 nt
Organism: Tauraco erythrolophus (red-crested turaco)
Lineage: Eukaryota; Metazoa; Chordata; Aves; Musophagiformes; Musophagidae
Source: RefSeq, a predicted model, not a curated record